Molecule: messenger RNA, 972 nt
Organism: Mucor velutinosus
Lineage: Eukaryota; Fungi; Mucoromycota; Mucoromycetes; Mucorales; Mucoraceae
Exons: 8
Coding region: 1-972 (323 amino acids)
Biological process (GO): mRNA splice site recognition
Cellular component (GO): U1 snRNP; U2-type prespliceosome
Molecular function (GO): mRNA binding
Source: RefSeq, a predicted model, not a curated record
AUGGAUUAUCAAAAAGCUAUGCUAGAAGAGCUCAUGUCUCAAUAUGUAGACGUUGAUAAUAAGGAUUUCUGGGAUGAUAGUGUUUGCAAACAUUACAUUGUUGCUUUCUGUCCUUCUCAACUCUUUACCAACACAAAGUCUGACCUUGGUGCUUGUGAUAAGAUCCACAACGAUCGAUUGAAGGAACGUUACCAAAAGGUGCAAGAUAAAAACAAGUAUCCUUACGAAGCUGAAUUCUACGAUUAUCUCAACAAGCUCAUUUCUGAUUUAUCCCGAAAAAUCAGACAAGGCAAUGGCAGACUCAACAUCCAACUUGAUGACAAGGCUGCAGAGGUGCGUAAAGAAGAAAGAGAGGAGAAGAUGGUAUUACUAGACGUCAAGAUUAAAGAGUUGUUACAAAAAGUCGAAGAGGCAGGCGAAGAAGGUCGUGUACAAGAAGCAACUGAUCUGCAGGCAGAGGUUGACAAGCUGCAAGAAGAACUAACUCAGUUCAAAGAAAACGCUGACGGUCUUAGCAAAGCCGAAAAGCGUAUGGAGGUAUGCGAUGUUUGUGGCGCUUUUUUGGUAACAAAUGAUUCUUCAGAUAGAUUGGAAGCUCAUUAUCAAGGAAAACAACAUCAAGGUUACUUGAAAAUUCGCGACACAAUUGAGCAAAUGCGACAAAACCGCCAACAACACCAUCAACCACACGGCAACUACCAACAAAACAACAACUACUCUCGCCAGCGCUAUGAUUAUCAUGAACGCCGUGAUGGAGGUAGGCAAAGAGAUUAUCGACGUUAUUCUGACCGUGGAUAUAACAGGGACAGAAACGAUCAACGUCGACGUGGCAGCCGUGAUAGACGCGACAAUGAUGAUGAUUUCGCUGGUGAAAUUGACCGUUACAGUAGAAGAUCUCGUCGUGAUUAUGAUGAUGCUCCACCUCGUCGAUCUCGUUCUCGUUCGCCCGCCAGAAGGUCUCGUUAUGAUUAA